This is a messenger RNA of Rangifer tarandus platyrhynchus (Svalbard reindeer), 1479 nucleotides long. The record is from the annotation of a GenBank genome assembly. NCBI's taxonomy places the organism in Eukaryota, Metazoa, Chordata, Mammalia, Artiodactyla, Cervidae.
AUGGCCCAGCCCGGCGAGGAGACUCUGCCGGGGCCCGAGACCGCGGUGCAGAUCCGCGUCGCCAUCCAAGAGGCCGAGGACGUGGAGGAGCCGGAGGACGAGGAGGAGGGGGCGGAGGCGCGGGGCGCCGGGGACCCGGCUCGGUACCUCAGUCCCGGCUGGGGCAGCGCCAGCGAGGAGGAGCCGAGCCGCGGGCACAGUGGCACCACGGCGAGUGGGGGCGAGAACGAGCGUGAUGAUCUGGAGCAGGAGUGGCAGCCCCCGGAUGAGGAGUUAAUCAAGAAGCUGGUGGAUCAGAUCGAGUUCUACUUUUCUGAUGAAAACCUGGAGAAGGAUGCCUUCCUGCUAAAGCAUGUGAGGAGGAACAAGCUGGGAUAUGUGAGUGUCAAGCUACUCACCUCCUUCAAAAAGGUGAAGCACCUUACCCGGGACUGGAGAACCACAGCUCACGCCUUAAAGUACUCAGUGACCCUGGAGUUGAACGAGGACCACCGGAAGGUGAGGAGGACCACCCCUGUCCCACUCUUCCCCAAUGAGAACCUCCCCAGCAAGAUGCUCCUGGUCUAUGACCUCUACCUGUCCCCCAAGCUGUGGGCCCUGGCCACCCCCCAGAAGAACGGAAGGGUUCAGGAGAAGGUGAUGGAACACCUGCUGAAGCUCUUCGGGACCUUCGGAGUCAUCUCGUCAGUGCGAAUCCUCAAACCCGGGAGAGAGCUGCCCCCUGACAUCCGCAGGAUCAGCAACCGGUACAGCCAGGUGGGGACCCAGGAGUGUGCUAUCGUGGAGUUCGAGGAGGUGGAAGCGGCCAUCAGAGCCCACGAGUUCAUGGUCACAGAGUCUCAGGGCAGGGAAAGCAUGAAAGCUGUCCUGAUCGGCAUGAAGCCACCCAAAAAGAAACCAUCCAAAGAGAAGAGCCAGGACGAAGAACCCACCUCGAGCGUCCACCUGAACAAGUCCCUCAACAGAAGGGUCGAGGAGCUGCAGUACAUGGGGGACGAGUCUUCCGCCAACAGCUCCUCUGACCCUGAGAGCAAUCCGACAUCCCCUAUGGCUGGCCGGCGACAUGCGGUUGCCAACAAGCUCAGCCCUUCCAGCCACCAGAAUCUCUUUCUGAGCCCCAAUGCCUCCCCGUGCUCAAGUCCUUGGAGCAGCCCCUUGGCUCAGCGCAAAGGGGUCUCCAGGAAAUCCCCACUGGCCGAAGAAGGGAGGCCCACCACAAGCGCCAGUCCUGAGAUCGUUCGCAAGUGCACGGACUAUUCCUCGGACAGCAGCGUCACUCCCUCUGGCAGCCCCUGGGUUCGGAGGCGCCGUCAAGCUGAGAUGGGGCCGCAGGAGAAGAGCCCCCGAGGGAGUCCCCUGCUCUCUCGGAAGAUGCAGACUGCAGAUGGGCUACCGGUGGGGGUGCUGAGGUUGCCCAGAGGCCCUGACAACACCAGAGGGUUCCAUGGUGGACACGAGAGGAGCAGGGCCUGUGUAUAA